Messenger RNA from Linum trigynum, 5155 nucleotides. Lineage: Eukaryota; Viridiplantae; Streptophyta; Magnoliopsida; Malpighiales; Linaceae. The record is from the annotation of a GenBank genome assembly.
CAUAUUGGCGCUUUGAUUCCCUUGGAUUGUGUGGUGCUUUUAUGCUCCGAAAUUGAUUUGAUCUUUCACAGAUUGUAUUUGCAGCUUAUCUUGUCUUCUCCAACAUCAAUUGGCGAGUCUUUUUGGGACGACUAGAUGAGUGUUUUAAGAUGGAAUUGCAGAGGCUUUGGCAAUGCCUUGACAAGGACAUCUCUUCUCGCAGUUGUAAAUAGUAGGGCUCCUAUGCUUUUAUUUUUGUGUGAAACUAAAUGCAGUCAUAGGAAGGUUCGGAAUCAAGUUCGCCAUUUUGGAUUUUCAGAUUGUGUUUUAGUCAGGUUGUUAAUACUUCUAGGUGUCGUUUGGAAGUUGCAUAUGUUAAAUCUUUGUAUUGUUAUGAAUCACUAUGAUAUAAAUGCAUGCAUUGAUACAAUAGAUGUAUUUUGAAAUUACAUUGUUUGGUUGUUGAGAUUAUAAUUUAUGAAUUGAUUAUUAUAAAGUUACUUUAUAAGGAAAUGUCAUAUUUGUCCUCCACUUUUAAUAUAAAACAAAAAGAACUAUGGUCAUAAUUGGAAAAGGUAAAGGUGCUCAAUUAUUAACCCAACAAUCACAACAAUCUCAACUUUUAGUUGAAAUUGUACAAUCCCUCAAUUUUGUUGAUUGUUGAUGGGACCCACACAAAACAAUAUAUGCAUUGUUUUGCAACUUGACACUUCCAAAUGUUGUAUUGUGGACAAUACAUGUAUUUAACAAAUACAGCACUAACAAUCGCAACUUCCAAACGACCCCCUAGUGGAAUGGCAAUAGCAUAGACUAAUGAGGUUUUAUGCGUUGUUCCUGUACAAUCUCAGUCCUUUCUUAUUGUUGAAUGCUCACAUCCUGUAUUUGGUUCUCUUAAGUUUAUCUGUGUACAGUUGAAUGAAAUUUCAGUUUUGGUUUCCUCUUCCUCUUCUCCAAUGUUUGUAUUAGGCGAUUUCAAUUGUUUGUUGUCUAUUUAAGAGAAACAGGGCGGUCCCUUUCCCUUGCCAGCUUCUCUUGCACAAUUGCAGAAUUUUCUUACGAAUUCCUCCCUACAAGACAUCGGCUUCCAGGGGCCGCCUUUUACUUGGUCAAACCGUCGUUCUCCAAAUGAGCAUGUUUUGGAGAGGCUUGACAGGUGUGUAUGCUCGCCUCUGGAAUUCACAUCGUGGCCUGGCAUGCAAGUCCUCCACCUCGCCGAUUUAGGCUUGGAUCAUCGAAUGAUUCUUAUCCAGUUCCAGCCUUCUGCUAUUAGGACUAAAUCAAAUUUCUAUUUAGAUGGGUGAUGGAUUGAUAAUCAAGAAGCCAUAGACAUUAUUCAUGAUCAAUGGUUACACCUUAUAGAUGGCUCCUCCCGAUUUUAGCUUUUUAAUCUCUUGAAAAAUUCCAGACACAGGUUGUAUGGUUGGGCUGCUACUGCUCCAACUCUGCACGUACCAUUCGGGAAUUGCAGCAUGCUAUAUCUACCAAACAUCAUAAAUCUCAGGUGAAUUGGUCAAUCAUUCCUGUACUUGAACUUCAAUUAUCUGCCGCAUACUUGCAGGAAGAGAUCUAUUGGCAACAAAAAUUCCAAAAUCAAUGGCUAAUUGGAGGCGCCUCCAACACUCGAUUCUUUCACCUAAUACUUUACAUAAGAGCCGAAAGAAUCGAAUCCUGGCUUUACGUGAUGAUCAAGGAUCCUUACACACUGGAGAAGAUGCCAAAGGUCAUGUAGUUGUUGUUUAUUUCAAGAAUUUGGGUACUUCUGAAUCUCCUGAUGUCCGUUCCUUUUGUGGCUGAUUUGAGACUCAUUGCUCUUGUUACCCCUUCCAUGAAUGUUGCAUUAGCCUUAAUGCCUUCUCGGGAAGAGAUUCAAACUGUGGUGUUUAGCAUUGGUGGAUUUCAAGCACCUAGCUCUGAUGGCUUCACCGACAUCUUCUUUCAGGCAUUUUGGGGUGUCGUUGGUGAUUCAGUUAUGGUUGCAGUUCUGGAAUUUUUUUCAAAUUGGUCAUUUGUUGCACAACUUUAAUCAUACUUGGCUAACUCUCCUUCCAAGGGUUGAUAAUGCAGAAACGAUGCGUCAAAUUAGGCCAAUCGGUCUCUGCAAAGUCCCCUAUUAGAUUAUAGCUCGUGUUUUGAUGCUUCGUCUUCGAGACAUUCUUCCUCAGGUGGUGGGUCCUUACCAAAAUGGGUUUGUCUAAGGGCAUUUAAUCUCCGAUAAUAUUCUAUAGGGACAGGAGGUCAUGCAUUUCUUGAAGACUAAGACUCAAGGUCAAGACAAAUGGAUGGCAUUAAAGUUAGACAUGGAGAAAGCUUACGAUCGGGCUGAGUGGAACUUCCUUUUCCAGGUUCUUAGUCGCUUGGGUUUCUGUGACCAAUGGCUUCGCUGGAUGCGUGCUUGUGUUUCUUCCGUUUCCUUUUAGGUUCUAAUUAAUGGCUCUCCUCUUUUAUUUGCUUUAUAUACUGAAGCCUUUUCAUCUUGCAUCAACUCUGCAGUUUCUGACAAUUUGCUUCAUGCGCUUAGGAUUCAUCGGCGUUGUCCAGCUAUCUCCCAUAUGUUUUCUGCUGAUGAUUGUUAUCUUUUUCUCUGUGCUUCCAUCUUGGAAUGUCAUAAUCUUCUUAAUUUACUGUCUACUUUUCAGUUGAUGAGUGGCCAAAUGGUGAAUCUUUAGAAGUCUAUGGUCUCAUUCAGUACUAAUGUUACUGUAGCAAAAGCAGAUGCUAUUAUGUCUCUUUUUUGAGUUUCAGAAGGUGGUGUUCAUGGCCUGCUUUAUGUCGACAUAAGUUGGAUGGGGGGCUAGGUUUCCGCGACUUCAAUAGCAACAACAUUGCUCUUCUUGAAAAACAAGCUUGGAGAAUUCGUACAAGGGUCGAUAUUUUCCCAACUCAUCUUUUCUCCUCGCUUCUCUUGGAUCUCAUCUGUAUUGGGCAUGGCGAGGUAUUCUUGAGGUUAGAAAUUUGCUGCUCAGUGGUAUUCGUUGGCAAAUAGGAUCCGAAAAUUUGGUACAUAUAACUGAUGUAGUAUGGCUGCCGACUUCACCUCUUUCUCGUCCUACACCCCUUCCCAAAGUUGUACUAUCCUCUCCAAUGGUAUCUUCCUUAAUCGAUCAUGCUUCUGGGUCUUGGAUUUGCCCUCUUCUCCAUUCCUUGUUUGAUGACUCCACCAUGAAGAUUAUUUAUUCAAUUCCUCUUCCACUCUUUCCGGUUGCUGACCGUAUUGUUUGGCACUAUGAAUCUUCAGGUGAGUAUUCUGUGAAAUCCAGAUAUAUGCUUGCUUCUGCUGAUUUUUUUUGGGAUUCCUCUACAAUCCCUUUUUAUUUUGUGUGUAAAAACGAACUGAAUUAUAAUUCGGUUUAAACCAACCGAACUGAAUUAUAAUUCAGUUCAAAUUCGGUUUGAGGUUUGGGAGAACUCAGGGACCCAAUAUUUAUAAUUUCGGUUCGGUCGAAAUCGAACCGGCUGAAUGCCCACCCCUAUCGAUGGUUCCACAACAGGUUGACCAACUUCCCUUUCUUCUUUCUGUUUUAUGAAUUAAGUUGGGACAGUCUUUUGGUAAUUGUUUCAAGUUUAGUAUUCCCUUUAGUCUUUUUGUUUUAGUCCAGUAGGAUGCAUGUGGGUUCUAUAACCAGUAUAAUGAUUUCGUUUUCAGUUAGGACUUCUUUGGUAAUUGUUUCAAGGUUUUGACAAUAAGCUUUCACUGAUUUUGGUUCUGUUCUUGGGUCAUAAGGGAAUGCAUAAAAUGGCUUUUGUUCUACUAACACACUUGUAGUUCGGAUGUUAGUGAAAGCAAUCUAGCAGAAGGUGAUUUUGACCGAUGACUUUGAUUUUUUGGGUUCUUGGCAAUCUUGUAGGAGGUGAUUUUUUUCGUUGACUUUGAUUUUUUGGGUGCUUGAGUAGUUGCUAUCUUCUCGCAGUUCUAGUUUUGCCUUUUAAUUAUGAAACCAUAUGACUAGUUCAUUGCCUAGUAUUGCUUUACUAUCUACUUAGUUGGUGUUGCUUGGUUCUGUAGCUUUUGGAUUCGUAUCCUUAGUGAUUUAAUUUCUAUCAUAUUUUUGCUUCGGACAUAUUUUAUUGUUAGAUUUGCAGGGUUGGUGCUUUGCGGUCAUCUGAUAGCCGCAGGGGCUGGGUCCUUGACUCCGCCCUGCAAAGGGUGGAAAUUAUGUUAAGGACUUAGUCUUUGCCGAAUAGGUAUUAAAGAGCUUCCCAUAUUGUGGAAAGAAUGCUCUCUUAUCGUUGGUCGGUGGUUGGUCGGCCGACGUCCCUUCUUUUAGUUUCAGCCUGAAAAGAAUUUAUUUUUGUACACUAUAUCUGUUGUUUCCCUUUUGGGGAAUAUCUAUGGCAAAAAAAAAACCAGGAAUAGCCACAAAAAAUACGAGUAGAGGGGCUCUUUAGAGGUGACUCGCACGAAACUACACCACAAAUUGAUCCCACCUACAGCCCAAGUUUUUAAAGUCUAGCUAGGCGCAGUAUAGAGCAAGUAUUUAAAUUGUCAACCCGGGCCGAUCCAUGUACCCCUACUUCAAUCUCUUAAGUUGUUAUCUAGCAAAACGGUUUUGGAUUUUCAAACUAAGAAAACUACAAACUAAACAAGCAAGGAAAAGUAAAUAAAGGAAAAUUCUAACUAAGGGAGCUUCACCUAGGAGUUGCUUCCACCUAACUAGCUACCAAGACUCGUUGGAUCGGAACGAUUGUUAUGGGCAAGGUGACCACGAACCGCAAAGUGAUGCAAAUAUGGUCGUAGACCACACUCUUGAUUGCUAAAUCGAGGUAUACAUUAUAGGCCGUGUCACUCUGCCCUCUCGGUUUAGGCAAUCGGUAGCUGACUUACUCCCUCACUCAACUCAAGGGUUGGUCGGCUUAAUGGCGCUUAACCAAUUUUCUUAAUUCAACAUUGAGGUUUGCCCUAAAUUAACCUUAGUUAGGUUGCUUAAAAAGCUGAAGGAAAACCAACUCGAUUGAGUCUCCCUUGAAAGGGGGAUUUUCCUCUCUAAUCUAGGUUAAAGUGGCUAAUUAGAUUGCUAAGCACCAACAUGCACAAACCUAAGGAUGCUAAGCACGAUCAUGCACAAUCCUUAGGUUGCUAAGCACAAGCAUGCACAAUCAACAGGAACAAUACCUCGAUCAUUGAAUUUAACAAUACCCAAUGACAAUCAUUCAAUCUAAAUAAAUAAUUACAAAAUAU